Rhododendron vialii is the source of this 1555-nucleotide messenger RNA. RefSeq lists its product as uncharacterized. The coding region runs from base 319 to 801 and encodes 160 amino acids. The transcript is spliced from 6 exons. The record is from RefSeq and is a predicted model, not a curated record. Lineage: Eukaryota; Viridiplantae; Streptophyta; Magnoliopsida; Ericales; Ericaceae.
AUCCUCCUAAAUAAUAAGGACCAGGUUGGGGGAUGGCAUUUUUUGUCCAAUUUUUCCAAUAAUGUCCCCGGAGGUUCUAGGCUGGAGGGUUUUGGAUGUCUAAAAUUGUAAUUUCGCGCGGGCCUGGGGGCGGUGGGUUGUCUGGCGUGAUCUGGUGCUCCGCGGGAUGCGUGCAGUAUCUGGGCCGUUCGUUCUCCUGUCUUCCCUGUCUGCUCUCCCCAUUCCUUCACGUUUCGGUUCUUUUCUUGGAGUAAGCUCCGUUGAUUUCUGGUCUUCUCCUCUGCGUUUCUAGAGCUUUCGGCUGGGUGAUUUUUCAGGAUGGUGGUUAAUGUUCCGUUUCUGCGUUGGGAUAAGGUUCCCAGCCCUUCACCCUUAUCUUCGACAGUGGCUUCGUAUUAUCUAGAAACUGCUGAAGGGCAGCAGGUGAUUGUUGCUUUUGCGGUGCGUCGUGCUGAUAAUCGUAUGGUUUACCGGCCAUUUCAUGAGUUUAUUGAAAGCUACCACGGUGUUUUCAAUUUGGGCAAUGUUGGUGAGUGGGAUUAUGGCUUCCAGUUGAAUGCGUGGUUGGAUGAUCUUGUGUACCAUUCGUUUGUGAGGUACAGCGAGGAAGUCAUUGAUCAAUGCUGGUAUCUGAAGAAACUUUGCAUGCCUGAUAUCACUGAGCGGUUGCCCCGUGGUCUUUGUCAGUACUUCCCCGCUGAUGGUUCAAGUACCUGGGUUCUCCUGCGCCAUGGCAAAAAAGCUUGGUCGGUGGAAAUUGUCGACCAUGAGUUUCGCAAAAAUUGGAAUGAGUUCCGUUAGGCACAUCAGUUGGAAGUUGACCAUAGGAUUGUUUUUUCGUGUGAGCGUAAGUGGAUCUUCCAUACGGCUAUGUUUAAUAAAGAUGGCUAUGAACUUCUGUUUGAUUGGUCUAGCCCAGCUGGCCGUUGGCAGGAUUUGACCCCGCCUUCAGGUGAUCUGCGCACUGCUUGCUUGCCUUCAAUCCUUGUCGGUUCUCAUGCAGUGGUUAAGUUCAUUUACUUCAAUGUAUAUGGGCCUGACCUGCGCAGUGAGUUCAACUUUCGCCUUAGCCAUGUUUUCAGGAUGCUUGCGCUGGAGCAAAUGGAGAUCAAAAUGGGUAGCCGAACUUGGAUUGUCCCAAUUCAAAAUUUCCAGGUGAAUGUUGAGGCAUUCAAUCGAUUUGCUGCUGCGCUUUUUGUUCAGUGUCUCAAUCAUGUCAUGGUUGUCAUGCUGCCUACUGUCGAGUUCCGGGUAAUUGUCUUCAAUGGCCGCUAUGACAGUGAAAGAGUUUAUGGCUGGUUUUAGCUGGGCUGUUCUUUGCUUCAUUUGCUGGCUUUUGCUUUCUCGGAGUUGCUGCAUGUAUGUUAUGUAUGGACUAUUUUGCGCCUUUUUUGGGGUUUGGAUCCUGUGUACAACUGGUUUCGGCUUGUUCUGGGCAGCUUCGGAUGGGUUUGGUGUGAAUUUGUGCUUCGUUCUAGCUUAUGUAUAUAUGUGUGCAUGUACUGGUUGUUGUCAUGCUUUGUGAUGGGUGUACGCUUUGUAUAUUCAGCCUCUG